Molecule: messenger RNA, 813 nt
Organism: Podospora pseudopauciseta
Lineage: Eukaryota; Fungi; Ascomycota; Sordariomycetes; Sordariales; Podosporaceae
Exons: 1
Coding region: 1-813 (270 amino acids)
Molecular function (GO): catalytic activity
Source: RefSeq, a predicted model, not a curated record
AUGCCAGUCACCAGAACAGCUGCCACCGCUUCUAAAGCAACGCUUUUCAAAUCCCUUCACCACACCCCAACCAAACCUCUGCUCCUCGCCAACGCCUACGAUGCCACCUCAGCCCGCAUCAUCGCCUCUCUCCCGGGAUGCAGAGCCCUAGCGACAGCCUCCUACGCACUGGCAUUAUCCAUAGGCAAAGCCGAUGAAACACUCACGUUGGAAGACAACAUCUCUCUUUGCCGUCCCAUCGCUGCCGUAGCUCACGAGUUCAACCUACCAUUGACAGUGGAUAUCCAAGAUGGCUAUGCCGGGCCAGGAGACUAUGCAGAACUGAGAUCUGUCAUUGAAAAGGUGAUACUCGAACUUGGAGCUGUGGGUGUGAACCUGGAGGAUUCCUGGCAUGAAAGCACCUCUGGGGAUAUGGUACCGGAGGAUGAGGCGAUCGAGAGGAUCAAGACUGUUAUUAGGACGGCAAGAGAGCUUGGGGUGGUGGACUUUGUGGUGAAUGCUAGGUCGGAUACAUUCUUGAUGGGUGGGAGCUUGGACGAGUCGAUUAGAUGUGGGAAGAGGUAUCUUUAUGAGGGAGGGGCAGAGACUGUGUUUAUUUUCUGGCCGAGGAACAAGGAGAUGGAGAAGGCCGAUGUUCAAAAGGUGAUUGACGAGCUAGGGGGGAGGGUGAAUGUGAGUUGCCGGCUCGGAGGCCAGUUGACCACGGGGGAGCUGGGGGAGAUGGGGGCGGCGAGGGUGAGUGUCGGGCCGCAGGUGUUUUUGGCUGCGGCGGAGGCGAUCAAGAAGGCGGCGGGGGCGGUGUUUGAGAAUUGA